AUGAACAGAGGCUACAGUUACAUAACGCUUACGGAUUUUCCUGGCGAAUGUCUCUACGAAAUCUUUCUAUACCUAAAAAAUGAUAAUGAUUCACUUUUCAAUUAUUAUGCUUUGGAUAUUUGGUUAAGCUAUGGAUUAGAGUAUGAAUAUGAACCUCCAACUUUGAGGCAUGUACUAUCCACUGAAGUAUAUAAUUUAUUAUUCACUCAUUGCAAAAGUUUAUGGAAUUUGAGGAUUGGUCAAUGGGAUGACGAAUAUUCCGUAAUGGAUAUUGCUCAAAUUGUAAGAGCUCCACAAACUCUCUCUACUCUUCGUCACUUUGAACUUUGUGGUGACUUUGAUUGGUUAACUUAUGAAGAUCUUGAUAACCUUUCAAAUAUUUUGACUAUAAUGUCCCAUUUUACUUUUGAUCUUCAAUCUUUAAAGAUCGAUAUGUCUUUGGAUGAGGAUAAAUGCUUACUAAAACGUUUAAGAAGGUUAAUCAAAGCUCAAUCCGCUUUAAAAUCUUUUACAUAUUCCCAAAAACAUGGUUGUGUUAUGGACACUAAAUCUAUCAUGACGGCGUUGACAACUCAAUCAAAGAACCUUGUAAAUUUGGUUCUUGAUGAUAUUCCCUUAAAUAUGGCGUGCCUAAAAUUCUUAGAAAAAUUUAAUAACUUGAAAACUAUACAGUUCAUGUUCUGUAAUAUUAAAAGCAGCGAAGUUAAUUAUUGUAAAGAUACCGGAAAACUUAUCGAUGUUGUUCCAGAUGAGGAUGAUGCUGAAGGUAAUGGUGACGAACCGUGGAAAUUGAAUGUGGAGAAAUUGGUAUUUUUGAAAAAUAAUUUUAGGCAGAUGACCAUAAAUUUGGUAAAGAUGACUCAUACUACAUUGAGAGAACUUACGGUUGAUCGUGCAACGGUUGAGUUAUUAACUGAAAUCACACAACGAUGUGUAAAUCUUGUAUAUUUGGCAAUUGGAAUUUCUUCGAUACCUAUCGAUGAGUUAUAUAGAAUCUCAAGUAUGAAACUUGAAGUAUUAGUUAUUGGUUGGAACCUUUCUAAUACAGAGAAUAUAGAGCUAUCGAAGGAAGAAUGCGAAAAACUAGGAAAAUUUUUACCAACGUCAUUACAUCAUCUAUAUAUUGACUUCCCAAUGACACCAUCACAACUCGAAGUGGUUCUUCAUAAUUGUGUUAUGCCGCCCAUCAUUAGUUUAAAGUUUGGAUUAUUAGAUUUUGAGAAAUGUGCCAUAGCAACUUUAAAGCGUGCGAAGGAGACUAAUGGAUUUCAAGAGGUGAGGAUUGUAAGACCGACACUAAAAGCUGUAACUAUGAUAGAGAAGAUAUUACAAAAGGAGAGAUGGGAAAAUAGCCUUAUUCGUAUGGUAGGAUUUGGACGAAUAAUUGGAAUUAAAGUUGGAAUAGAGCGUGAAGAGCCAUUUGGGGCUUGUGAAAUACAACACUAA
Messenger RNA from Racocetra fulgida, 1446 nucleotides. Lineage: Eukaryota; Fungi; Glomeromycota; Glomeromycetes; Diversisporales; Gigasporaceae. The record is from the annotation of a GenBank genome assembly.